CUCUGAAGUACUAUCGCAUAUUAGAACUUAAUAAUAGCAUUAAACAGUUGAGUAUCUAUGAUAUCAGCCAACUCGUGUUGGGCACUUGAAAAAACCCAAGUACCUACAUAGCGGAGAAUCAUAAUCUUAUGGGAUAGUUCAAACUGGUUUUAGUCGCUUUAAGAUUUUAAAUUUAUCCGUAUUCUCGUUGAACUGUGACUUCCCAGAUAAUGUGGAUUAUGUGGAUUUUGUUCUGAUGCUUGUAUAUGAGUUAUUAUUAUUUAUGAGCCACAGUGGAGUGUCUAUCAUGAAUCAGGAAUCAAUAGUACCAGAGGUUAUAGAUGUGGCACCCCAAGGUACUAUUUCUGUGACAUACCCGAGUGGAAAAGAAGUGAAAUUUGGAAAUGAGUUGACUCCUACAGAAGUUAAAGAUGAGCCUACUGUUAGUUGGGAAGCAAACUCUGAUGAAUACUAUCUUCUUAUUAUGACUGAUCAUGAUACACCCGAGGAAGUCAGAGAAGUGAAACAUUGGCUUGUUGGAAAUAUAAAAGGAUCCGAUUUAUCAACAGGAGAAGUCUUUGCAGAAUAUUUGGGAUCUGGGCCACCUAAGGGAACUGGUUUACACAAAUAUAUAUUUUUAGUGUAUAAACAACCUCAAAAAAUUGAUUUUCAUGAACCACCUAGGGUUGCUCAUAAUUCGAGGGCCAACAGAUUGAAGUUUUCAGUACGGAAUUUUGCGAAAGAAUACAAUUUAGGUGAUCCGGUUGCUGGCAAUUACUAUAAGGCUCAGUGGGAUGAGUACGUUGAUGAAAGAAACAAACAUAUGUGUUAAUUUCAAUAAAUCUCUUGAACUCGAAA
Molecule: messenger RNA, 837 nt
Organism: Coccinella septempunctata (seven-spotted ladybird)
Lineage: Eukaryota; Metazoa; Arthropoda; Insecta; Coleoptera; Coccinellidae
Product: protein D3-like
Exons: 2
Coding region: 236-811 (191 amino acids)
Source: RefSeq, a predicted model, not a curated record